Dreissena polymorpha is the source of this 4535-nucleotide messenger RNA. Its product is annotated as protocadherin-11 X-linked-like. The record is from RefSeq and is a predicted model, not a curated record. Gene Ontology annotation, molecular function: calcium ion binding. Gene Ontology annotation, biological process: homophilic cell-cell adhesion. NCBI's taxonomy places the organism in Eukaryota, Metazoa, Mollusca, Bivalvia, Myida, Dreissenidae. The coding region runs from base 418 to 3909 and encodes 1163 amino acids. Gene Ontology annotation, cellular component: plasma membrane. The transcript has 5 exons.
AAAUGGUAUUGGAAUUCGGAAUAAAAAAAUAACACUAUCAUUGGAUUAUCUGGUGCUUAUCUGACAUUACAUGAGAGAUUCAUUUACUAAGUUAAUACAGAGGUAAAUCCUUUUAGCAAAGUGGACUUACGCUCUAAUAGGAUGAAUUAGGUUUAGUGUUUUCAUUCAAUUGAAUAAAAACACUCUUUUGCCACAGGGCAGAAAGGUAGUAGAACAGUCUCUUCAUAAUAGCAUUAUUUGUGCUUGUUUUGAUGAGAAAAUAAUAUUUAUAUUUCGUAUUGUGCGAAUCCUGGUUGACAAAUAGUAGCAAACAUUUCGGCGUCAGAAGAGAUAUAGUGGUGCAGGAGGACAGAUGACUAACCAGAUAUAAGGCCGACUAACUUGUUUUUUCGAACAAUUUGUAUAACUUGUCAAUUCAUGUGCAAUAUGGCUGCUGCGACUGGAAAAGUUGCCAGUGUUUUAGUGCUCAUCUCGGCGUGUGUUAUUUCGUCAGCUCAGGAUGUAUUGAAGUAUUCCAUAUACGAGCAUCUGCCGGCGGGAGCCUUCGUCGGCGACGUUCGCGAGGACUCAAAGCUCAGAUCGACGGCGUCGGCGGAAGACUUCUCUCAAAUCGACUACAGCUUAUUGAAGCAGGGCAAAUUGUAUGAGAGCCUUUUUCGAGUGAACUCAGUGAAUGGAUCUAUGUUUACAGAAGCUGUGAUAGACAGGGAGAAUAUCUCGGAGUGCGUAUACGAAACUAAAUGUCUUCUUCCCAUCAGCAUUGUGGCGAAAUCCAAAAUCAGCGCCUUCUUCCGCACUUUAAAAGUGAACAUCACAGUAAUAGACAUCAACGACCACGCUCCGGGUUUUCCUGUAGACGUCACUUCGCUGAAAAUAUCGGAGGUGGCAAAUGUCGGUUCUUCCUUCGCCGUCGUUGGUGCCACUGACGCUGAUACCGGGAACUACAGCAUCCAGAGAUACUUCAUCAAAAAUGAGAACAGCCUCAAUUUGCCUUUUACCACCUCGUAUGAAACUUACGUCGACGGGACCUCCGUAGUGAAGCUUCAGAUCAAAGGUGACCUUGACCGAGAAUCACGGGACACGUACAGCGUGGUCAUUGUGGCGGAGGACGGCGGCGCUCCAAGUUUGACCGGAACCAUGACAGUGAACAUCCAAAUCGAUGACGUAAACGACAACGCCCCAGAGUUUACACGAAAGGAAUACUUUGCAACAGUGAAUGAAACACUUUCCAUCGGCAGUGAGAUCAUCAAGUUGUCGGCAACCGACGCCGACAUCGGUGUCAACAGUGAAAUCGCAUACCGGCUUAGUCGAAACCAGAUUGGUAAGAUACAGGAACAAUUUGAGCUGAACGCUAACACGGGCUCCUUGACUUUGAAGCAGAAAUUUUACAGCGGUGGCGAAUUCAAGAUUAUUGUGGAGGCAAGCGACAAAGGCACCCAGCCGCUUAUAUCACAAGCAGUCGUCACGGUUACAGUCGCGGACUCGCAUAACAAUCGCCCCAAGGCCACUGUCAACUUGUUCUCGAAGACGGACCUCGCAUCAGUCUCCGAGUUUGCAGACAUCGGGACUGUGGUUGCGCACAUAGCUAUAGAAGACAAGGACACCGGGGCAAACGGCGUGAUCGUCUGCGACAUAGCCAGCGACAACGGUACAUUCAAGCUGCAGAGUUAUGACGACAACGAAUACAAGGUGACGGUCGCUCAAGCUUUAGAUCGCGAGGAGACGGACUUAAUUUACGUUAUAGUGAUGUGCAACGACCUGGGGUCCCCACCGGAAACGGCGUCCGUGAAGUUUGGAGUUCAGGUUGUGGACGAGAAUGAUCACUCACCGGUGUUCGUGCAAGAUAUUUACUUCGUGGACAUCUUGGAAAACAACGCUAAAGAUAUAGACGUCGUCCACGUUUCGGCGAUUGACAAGGAUAUUGGAAACAACAGCCAGGUAUCGUACUCUCUUUGGGCGCCAGUCCCCUACCGCUUCACGAUGGACCCACUGUCGGGAGGCAUUCGUGCGCAGUCGGUAUUUGACAGGGAACGCGACUCCACUAUCACGUUUUAUGCCUAUGCUAAAGACAAUGGUCUAACUCCGAGAACCUCGACUGCAACCAUUCAAAUCAAUAUUUUAGAUGAAAAUGACAAUGAUCCUAAAUUCGACCGUCCAAUCUACGAAUUCAAGAUCAUGGAGAACGAACCUAUGGGAUCUAGAAUUGGAAACGUCUCGGUGAGUGAUGCAGAUGCCGAUCGACAUGGUCGCAUAGGUCUCUACAUCGACGCUGCACUUCCGUUCCAAAUUUCAAACAAAGGUGAAAUAACGACGAAGGAGCCACUCGACAGGGAAGCUAAGUCCACGUACAGCUUCCUCGUGAUGGCCUUCGACCACGGCGUCCCGUCCCGGAACACCUCCGUCAACAUGGUCAUCUUCGUCGGCGAUCAGAACGACAACUCUCCACGAUUCGUCUUCCCCGACAUAGCAAACUACACCGUAGAAGUCGACAGCGAAUCUCUACCGCGAUCAGUUAUCGCCAAAAUCAAAGCGUUUGAUCUUGACGACGGCAAGAAUAGCCAGUUGUUUUACUCCAUUGAAAAUUCACAAGUGAGCAAUCUGUUCGCCAUUGACGCUAACACGGGAGACUUGCUUCUCAUGCGUGCUCUCUUCGAGUCGGACCCGCAGAUUUUCAACCUUGGCCUCCGAGUGGAGGACAAGGGUAACCCUAGUCGUCACGCCACCACUUCGAUGAAUAUAUUCGUCGUUCGCAAAGAACGGGCAGCUCCGAUUACUGACACGAAAGGCGAAAACCUUCUGAUCGCUAUCACCGUAAGCGCCGUUACAUUUGUUCUCGUGUUUACCAUAAUAUUAGUGCUGUGCAUCCUCAGGCGACGCUGGAAUUCCAGGAGAAAUAAUUCCGGCUCUGAGAGCAAGUUUUGCGGAAAUGACAAGGAGGGGCGCCGAGUUACGUUUGCCGACAAAGUCGAUGCAAAGUCACCCAGUCCCGUACGCGAUUCAAGACUUCCUGCGCUUGAAUCCAUGACGACGUUCAGCUCCGACGGAAACGACAGCUCGGAUAUGACGUCAUCAACCGUGGAUCUGGAGACGCCGAUUCUUGAAAAACAAAUGAACAUUUCGAAAGAAAAGGCUUCCCCCGUAACGAGAUCUGACCUACUUCCGAGAAUCCCAGAAGCACGCGCCUUGCACCAUUCCACGCCUCGUUCUGAUGUCAACCAGCCUCAUUAUGACAAUAUACCUCUCUCCGAAUACCAGCUGUCUGCUCUCGAAAAACACAGCGCAGUUCUCAACUCUACUAUCAAGCCUCACGGAAGCAGCCGUCGCCAUGACGACAACCACUCGCAGACGUCUGCGGACACGAUCACGAGCGACAGUGGCCGCGGAGGCAGUGAGUCGGACAUCCAAAUCACCAGCCUCUCCCUGACAUUCGAUUCCGACAUAAAACACACAUCGGACACGCGUUUAACGACUGGUCCAAAGCAAAGCACUUUUCUUGAGCCACCAAAGGCUUGGCUAAAUUUAGCGGACCUUCGGUAUCACAACUGCCACAAACUGCCGGUCGCUCAGCAGCUCCAUGACGACCGGAAACACCGUCUUCAGCUGAGAAACCUUGGGGAGCGGAAGAGCAGCCGACCGGUGUACCCAUCCACAGAGAGAACACAUGGCGCGCUCAGAACUCAAAGUGACGGGAACAUAAACAAAAUGCGACUCCCAGUACUACCCCGUCAAACGGCGGUUCUUUCAACACAGGCCGCCGAUAUUGACCAAAGUUUUAUGACGUAUACCGAAGAAGACGACGACAUGUCGACUACCACUUCCGGGAGCUACACGAUUGACGAGGAGGAUAUCAGCCUCGAUUUGAGAUCUCCGAUUCCUAGAGUGGCGGGUCUCCGGAGCUGUAUAGUGUGAAACGUCGUCAUUACUUAAAGGGCUAAGGCAAGCCGGAUCGAGUCGACAGCCCCCCCCACCCCCAUAAGUGCCAUUUCCGGAACUAACAUGACGUGGUUGAAUUAGGACACGUGACGUGAAGGAUAUAAUGAGCUUUCGUGGUGACUUAUUAAGUCGGGACUCGAUCUAAUUGCGCCACAGCGAUCUAAGCGUGACGUCAAUUUCACUACCUAGUACACGUUAUGGAUGGCAUUAAACGAAUGUCCAGCUAAUUCGACCGAAAUGGGGCUAACUCGGUGCAAGUUCAGUGCUGUACUGUGCAAUACGUUUGUGAUUUGUCAGUGAUCUCGUUAUAGCUAUUGUUAUACAUGUACAUUCAAUAUAGACAACUAUGGAUUGUAAUUGGUGUACAGUAUUCGAUGUUCAUUGUGAAGUUAUUUAAAGGUUCACAAUUGUGUGCUUCUUUCGAAUUGCCUGUUCGUAAAUACUUCAGUAGAAUUUUUUACAUUAUUAUGCUGAAUGAUACGUUGUUAACCCAUUUAUGCCCAGUGGACUCUCCCAUCCUUCUAAAUUGGAUCAAUUUAUUACCAAAAUUAGGGGUGUCUAGUAUAUUAAUUUCUAUAUUUAGAAUAUUACUUACUGAAAUU